Molecule: messenger RNA, 2114 nt
Organism: Neopelma chrysocephalum (saffron-crested tyrant-manakin)
Lineage: Eukaryota; Metazoa; Chordata; Aves; Passeriformes; Pipridae
Gene: CLK2
Product: CDC like kinase 2
Exons: 13
Coding region: 129-1643 (504 amino acids)
Biological process (GO): regulation of RNA splicing; protein phosphorylation
Cellular component (GO): nucleus
Molecular function (GO): protein tyrosine kinase activity; ATP binding
Source: RefSeq, a predicted model, not a curated record
GAUCGGCGGCGGCGGCGGCGGCGGGAGGAGGAGGAGGAGGAGGAGGAGCUGGAGCGGGGCCCGCGGGGCCCUCGGCCGCCAUCACGGAUUUCCUGUGGGACAAGCGCACCGGGCUGGCUGCGAGGACGAUGCCUCACUCCCGAAGGUACCGCUCGUCGGAGCGCAGCAGCCGCGGGAGUUACCACGAGCGCUACCGGAGCCGCAAGCACAAGCGGCGGCGGACGCGGUCGCGGUCGAGCAGCAGCGAGCGGGACCGGCGGCACCGGAGGGAGGACAGCUACCACGUCCGAUCCCGGAGCUACGACGACCACUCAGCAGACCGGCGGGCCUACGACCGGCGUUACUGUGACAGCUACCGGCGCAACGACUACAGCCGCGAGCGGGGCGGGGACGGCUACUACGAGCCCGAGUACCGCCACUCCUACGAGUACCGGCGCUCCCGGGACCGCGAGGGCAGCUACCGCAGCUGCAAAAGCAGCCGGCGUAAGCACAGGCGGAGGCGGCGCCGCAGCCGGUCCUUUAGCCGCUCCUCAUCGCGGAGUCGACAGAGCAGCAGAAGGGCCAAGAGUGUGGAGGACGACGACGAGGGGCAUCUGAUCUAUCGCGUCGGCGACUGGCUACAAGAAAGAUAUGAGAUUAUCAGCACGCUGGGGGAAGGCACGUUCGGCAGAGUGGUGCAGUGCAUGGAUCACCGGAGGGGUGGUGCACGUGUUGCUCUCAAAAUCAUUAAAAACGUAGAGAAAUACAAAGAGGCUGCUCGGCUGGAAAUCAACGUGCUGGAGAAAAUCAACGAGAAGGAUCCCGAGAACACAAAUCUCUGUGUCAGGAUGUUUGACUGGUUUGACUACCAUGGCCACAUGUGCAUCUCCUUUGAGCUGCUGGGGCUCAGCACCUUUGACUUCCUGAAGGACAACAACUACCUGCCUUACCCCAUCCACCAAGUACGGCACAUGGCCUUCCAGGUGUGCCAGGCUGUGAAGUUUCUGCACGACAAUAAACUCACCCACACCGACCUCAAGCCGGAGAACAUCCUCUUUGUGAACUCGGACUAUGAGCUCUCCUACAACCUGGAAAAGAAGCGGGACGAGCGGAGCGUGAAGAGCACGGCCAUCAGGGUGGUGGACUUUGGCAGUGCCACGUUUGACCACGAACACCACAGCACCAUUGUCUCCACCAGGCACUACCGGGCCCCUGAAGUCAUCCUGGAGCUUGGCUGGAGCCAGCCCUGUGAUGUGUGGAGCAUUGGCUGCAUCAUCUUUGAGUAUUAUGUGGGUUUCACCCUGUUCCAGACACACGACAACCGGGAGCACCUGGCCAUGAUGGAGAGGAUCCUGGGGCCAAUUCCUUCUCGGAUGGUCAGGAAGACGAGGAAACAGAAGUAUUUCUACCACGGGCGCCUGGACUGGGACGAGAACACCUCGGCUGGACGCUACGUCCGGGAGAACUGCAAACCCCUGCGGCGCUACCUGACGUCGGAGGCCGAGGACCACCACCGCCUGUUCGACCUCAUCGAGAGCAUGCUGGAGUACGAGCCGUCCAAGCGGGUCACCCUGGCCGAGGCCCUCAAACACCCCUUCUUCGACCUGCUGGGCAUGGAGCCCAGCACAAAACUGUGGGACUCGAGCCGGGACAUCAGCCGGUGACGCCGCCGGUGCCAGGCAGCCUUUGCAUUCUAGCCCCCGUGGAGGCCCCCCGUGACUUCUUAUCCAGACACUUGGUGCUUUUUUUUUUUCUUUUUUUUUUUAUAUAUAUAUACAUGAGAAGAACUCCCCUUUGUAAAGCUGUUAAUAUGUGAGAUACUGUAAAUAGCCCUGUCGGCCUCGGGGCAGCACAGGCCCGACCUGCUGUCCUUCCAUGAGGUGAGGGGGGGCCUGUGUGUCCAUGCUGUAAAUACCUCUCUCGUCAAAGUGUUGCUUUGUCUCCUGUUCCUGCCCUCCCUCGGUGUAAAUACUCCAGGACUCACAGCUCUCUGUAGCUUAUCUGUUCCCUUGUAAGUUAUGGAACUGGUGGGACUGCAUGGGAAUUAUUUUUUGGAUCAAUGUCAUAGCCCAUCCCCACACCAGAGUUUUAUAAGAAUUUUGUACAGUCUUUGUGAAAAAUAAAUAUGAAGUGAA